Messenger RNA from Desarmillaria tabescens, 3901 nucleotides. RefSeq names its product muts domain V-domain-containing protein. The record is from RefSeq and is a predicted model, not a curated record. Gene Ontology annotation, molecular function: ATP binding; mismatched DNA binding; ATP-dependent DNA damage sensor activity. Lineage: Eukaryota; Fungi; Basidiomycota; Agaricomycetes; Agaricales; Physalacriaceae. Bases 1 to 3726 code for a protein of 1241 amino acids. The transcript is spliced from 30 exons. Gene Ontology annotation, cellular component: nucleus; MutSalpha complex. Gene Ontology annotation, biological process: mismatch repair.
AUGCCGCCAAAGACAAAAUCGUCCACCGAAAACAUGAAGCAGAAAAGCCUCAUGGGCUGGCUAUCCAAAGGCACAGACGCGACACCGGCAAAAUCGAACGGGUCUAAGCCUGCUUUGAAGGCACCGAACGCGUCGACAUCGAAACCGAAAAAUCCGCGUACUCCAGAGUCGACCAAGCCAGACAUACGCGUAUUGAACUCAUCUGCAUCCGUGUCAUCCUUUGGAGAUAGCAGCAUUAAGGAUACACCACCGACGAGUGACCCCAUUGAUGUGGAUAUGCUUUCUGAGGAAGAAGAUGCCCCGAGGAAAAGGAGCCGUAUUUCCUCCGGUGGAGGAAAACGGAAACUUGCUUACGAAGACGAUUCCGAUGAAGAAACUCGAGCAUCUUCUACAACCGGAGGAAGCCAACCACCAUCGUCACCCCUUCAAAGCAAAAGCCGGGCCAAGAAGCCUCGGCUAUCUGCUCCCCCAUCUGACGACGAAGACGAUCAAGAAGUCGCAGCAUCUUUCUCCAAGCGGUUGACACAUUUCAAGAAAUCACCCAAAAAGAAAGGCUCACGUUCGACGGCGUCCUCGGAUAAUGAUGAUUUCAUUGCUCCCUCCGACUCAGACGACGACGCCAAGUCUGUCAAGUCGCGCAGUUCCGGCUCUUCUCGUCACUCGCUUGGGCCGGAUACUGACUUCGAUGACGAAGAUGAGGACAGUGGGAAGAAAAAGAAGUCGAGACCUGCUCCAAAGAAGGCAUCGUCAUCCAAGAAUGCGUCCAGUGCAGCAUCUGGUGGUACCUCUUUCUUGACAGCGGCAGAACGACGGGAGCAGGACAAGAAGAACGAGAAAAAAUGUGAGAUCUCUCUAUCCCUCGCGAUCCUAUGGCUGACAGACCAUACCGUCUUGCAGAAAGACGGACACAGGCCUGGCGAUCCCAAGUAUGACCCACGGACGCUCUACAUUCCGAACCGCGCCUGGAAAGAAUUCACACCUUUCGAGAAGCAGUUUUGGGAAAUCAAACAAAAUCACUAUGACACAAUAUUGUUCUUUCAAAAAGGAAAAUUCUUUGAGUUGUAUGAGGAUGAUGCUCGUGUUGGUCAUCAAGAAUUUGAUUUGAAACUGACCCAGAGAGUCAAGAUGUCGAUGGUCGGCGUCCCGGAAAUGUCCUUCGAAUUUUGGGCGGCCAAAUUCCUCGGCAAAGGAUACAAAGUCGGUCGCGUAGAUCAGGCUGAAACUGCUCUCGGAGCCGAGAUGCGUUUAGCUACUGACAAAGGCAAGGGUAAACCUAAAGGCAGUGAGAAAGAAAAGAUCGUCCGACGGGAGCUGAACAAAGUUUAUACUAAUGGUACUCUUGUUGAUGCUGCAAUGCUCACCGAUGACCAUGCCGGCCACUGCAUUUCAAUCAGGGAAGUUGAAUCUGAUGGCGGCUCGAAUAAUACUUUCGGCGUUUGUGUCUUGGACUGCGCGACCUCGCAGUUUGAUCUGAGUGUUUUCCAAGACGAUAUCUGUCGCACCAAACUCGAAACCUUGAUGAGGCAGAUUCGCCCCAAAGAGAUGCUGUUCACGAAAGGGCAGUUAUCUGUCUCAACGACGCGACUCCUGAAAGCCGUCCUUCCUGCUGCGUGCUUAUGGACAAGUUUACGCGAAGUCGAAGGUUUUGAUUACGAAGACACUAUGAAAGAAUUGGCGAGUUUGUACCCUGCUGAUGAGGGUGAUAUGGACGAAGACGACGACUGCAUUUUGCCUAAGGCUGUUCCUCAGCCAAUAAGAGACAUGGCCGGUUCGAAGCCUCCGAUCGAAGCACUUGGCGCUAUGAUCUGGUACCUCCGACAACUGAACAUAGACAAGGAUAUACUUAGUAUGAAGAAUUUCAAUGUUUACGAUCCUAUGAAAAGAGGCCAAGGUCUGGUACUUGACGGACAGACAUUGGCACACAUUGAGGUGUUGCUUAAUAAUGAGGGCACAUCGGAAGGGUCUCUUCUCCAGCUAUUGAGUCGCUGCAUCACUCCUUUCGGAAAGAGGCUGUUCCGCAUAUGGCUAUGCAUGCCCCUGCGGGAAGUGUCCGAUAUCAAUGCCAGACUAGAUGCCGUCGAGGACAUUAUGGAUCACCCAACGUUCGAGCAGGAAUUCACCGAGGUUGCCAAGGGGCUCCCUGACUUGGAGCGCAUCGUAUCUCGUAUCCAUGCGAAGAGCUGCAAAGUCAGAGAUUUCUUGAAGGUGCUAGGUGCAUUCAAAAAGCUUAGCCGCGGUUUCAAUAGUCUUGCCGAUACUUCUGAGACGUUCAAGUCGAAGACCAUUCAAGGCCUCCUCCGGAAUGCUCCGGACCUGCUGCAAAAUAUCAAGAACGUAGAGGCUAUGUACAUCAAGCCAUCAGAAAAAGACGCUAACGAGUUGGUUCCGCAAGAAGGUAAAGAUGAAGCGUACGAUACGAUUAUGUCCGAGAUCGCAGAGCUCGAAGAGGAACUUGACGGAGAACUCAAGCGAUUCGAGAAGAAAAUUGGGUGCAAGUUAAACUGGUGGCAUAGCGCUAUCGGGAACAAGGAAAUCUAUCUUGUGGAAACAAGUGCUGGUCAAAAGGACAUUCCCAAGGAUUGGACAAAGAACGGCGGUACCAAAGCCAAGACUCGAUGGCAGGUCAGCAGCCUACAAAAAUCUGUUCGCGCCCUGAAAGAAGCGCGAGAAACCCGUAACACGAUCAUGAAAGCAUUCAAGAAUCGUGUUUUCGAAGAAUUUGAUUCUGAUCGCGGUGUCUGGUUGCGGGCGAUCCGUGUGUUUGCUGAACUGGAUUGCCUGUUCAGUUUGGCCAAGUCAUCAAGCGUGUUGGGUGAGCCUGUGUGUAGGCCAGAACUCGUGGAGGGUGAUUCGGCAUUUGUGGACUUCAAGGAUUUGAGGCACCCGACACUGGCGAUUAGUGCCAAUAUGAAGAGCUUCAUUCCGAACGAUGUCAAGCUUGGGGGUGAGGCCGGUAGGAUCGCGUUGCUUACAGGACCGAACAUGGCUGGAAAAUCCACGGUUAUGCGCAUGACAGCCACCGGCAUAAUCAUGGCACAACUUGGGAUGCUCGUUCCCGCGGCAAAAGCUCGGAUCUGUCCGGUGGAUGCGAUCCUGACGAGAAUGGGUGCUUACGACAAUAUGUUUUCCAAUGCGAGUACUUUCAAGGUUGAACUUGAUGAAUGCUGCAAAAUUCUUCGCGAUGCUACUCCCAAAUCAUUUGUCAUCCUAGAUGAACUGGGACGAGGAACAUCUACAUAUGAUGGCAUGGCUAUUGCAUCGGCCGUUUUACACGAGCUCGCGACGCACACCCUCCCUCUUUCUUUCUUUGCUACUCAUUAUGGUUCUCUGACGGACGAUUUCCGGUACCAUCCUAACAUUCGAAACAUGUAUAUGUCAACUAUCGUGGAUGAGGAAAAGCGUGAUAUUGUCUUCCUGUACAAACUGAUAGACGGCGUGGCUACAUCAUCUUUCGGAACGCAUGUUGCAAACCUUGCUGGCGUGCCUUUGGAUGUUGUUGAGCGCGCGGACCUUGUGUCCAAGAAGUUUGCUCAGCAGUUCAAAGAACGGAUCGAGGCGAAGCAGUCUCAACGAGCUACGUCUCGUUUGCCCCUGGUGGCUCAAGCUGAUUUCGCGUAUCUGUACGGCUUGGCCACGGGUAAGAUCGAACUGCCUCAGGACCCGGUGAAGCAGAAGCUGAUGCUAGCCCUGCUGAAGAAGACCGUCCGAAACUAUACCAAAAAUUGAUGAAUGCUGUCCCAUUGCUAGUGCUUCGAUUGCUAUCCUUGCUUUCAUACAUGUACAAUAUUCAUAUGCUUUUAGAUAACUGUGUGUCAUCCGGACAUUUGAGUUGACCAAUAAUACUACUUGUAUUCAGCGUCGGCUACGGUGGGAAUCUUCGAUCAAGACAAGUGAAUUCGUG